Galleria mellonella (greater wax moth) is the source of this 5776-nucleotide messenger RNA. RefSeq lists its product as uncharacterized. Lineage: Eukaryota; Metazoa; Arthropoda; Insecta; Lepidoptera; Pyralidae. The transcript has 7 exons. The record is from RefSeq and is a predicted model, not a curated record. Bases 327 to 5405 code for a protein of 1692 amino acids. Gene Ontology annotation, biological process: cell differentiation.
GUGACUGUGGCUAGUAUUCUUCGUAUGUAGGGCUGUGGUCGUAAUGGCGGGAUUUCGUCAGUACCAAAAGUUUCUUUCAAACUUUUUAACUUGAAUACAAUUAGCUAAAACUUCUUCAAUACCACAAAUUUGUAUGAAAAACUGCAUAAUUAUCCAAACAAACCGCUUUCAUGUGAAAGUUCACCGGUCAGGAUGUCGGUUAAUUCAAAGCGGCGGUUACCUGACGUUUUUUGUGUUGGUGUGUUGAAUGAAUGUCGAAAUUACGUUUAAUUCGCGUCUCGGGGAUGAGUGAAUAAGUGAUACGAAGUGCUUCGGGACGUAUCGAAAUGCCUUUCGUUCAACGUGUGGUGGAACCGAAGUAUUUGUCGCGAACGAGCCUUAGAGGUGAAGACGGGAAGCCGAGGGUCAACGAUGAAGAGCUACAAGCUGUGACGAACUGCACACUCAGCAAUGCGUUACGCCAACUCGCCUCGCUCGUGCUCUUGGCCGAGGAUAUAUUCAGCGAGUUGACAUCGCAGCUGCAGGGAAUCACAGAAAGAUCGAAAGUAGCGCAAACGAAAAUCGAAAAAAUUCAUGAAAUAGUGCAAAAUUAUGAUCCGAAGAAAGUUCCAGUCCCGGAGGGGAGCCUGUCCGACUUUGCUGUACGCAAAGUCCACUACACGGCGAGCAAUCCCCUCAAAAAGGGCCUGUUCACACCCGACACAAGGCCCGCAAGUUUGCGCAAUCUUUACGAGAAAGCAACCACAGACCGACUCUCCGCCUCCAUUCUCGACCAACUCAGAAGAGAUUCUCAGUACUCUCCGUAUCUGCUAUGCACGCCUAUUCUCAGUUCCAAACGACGCCGUAUUUAUCACAAGCUUGACGUUGACAUUGAAACACAUAUCCCGACGGUAGUCGAACAUCUAAGGAAAUGGACAUCAAAGGAAGCCAUUGGAGACGUGACAGCUUUACCAGAUGCUUCCAUGAGGAUAGCCAACAGCGUGACAUUAACUCCAGACGAGUUGUCCGAGUGUGGUUCUGGAGAUGAGGAACCUAUAGACCACAGGCUGCCCAGCCCCGAGGAACAAUUGAGAGUCAUCGCCUCCAAAUUUCCUCCGGAAGUCGUUGCGAUCGACACAUCGGGAAAAUUUUUCGACAGAAUGUGCACUUCACGUAAAUCUCUACACAUAGAGGUCACCGGAGAAACGGACACUGUGAAGCGAAGGACCCGCACUAGAAAACCUCGGGGUAAAAGACGAAACACGAUUUCUGGCACUGAUCAGAAAGAGCUUAGAGAGGCUAUAGCUGGCGAUACAUCAAAUGCUGCUGCUACUGAAGAGAUCGAGGAUAUCACAGUCAUCAGGUCGAAGUCCAGCGAUUUACUCAAGAAAAGUCCUAUCGAUCCUGUAACUAAAAAAGGACAUUUCAAUUCCCUAAAACAAUGGGGUAAAAAUAGGUUAAAAAUGAUCGGUAGAUCACCAAGUGCCAGUAGAGAUAGUUUCAAAGAUAAUUUGAAAGUUGAAAGAAGUAAGGAUUCUAAGUCUCCUACAAGACAAGAAGAGAAUGAAAAACAAGAAACUGUUACUUUACGUAAAAAACGACCUGGAGAUGAAGACCGAAGAACGCAUCAAAGGUGUGCUUCAUAUUCGUCUUCUGAAAAAAGCAUAGGUGUUCCAGCCAGUAUACCACCUACAGCUACGAUUAAUAGCACUGUUAAAUUGCGAGGGACAUCGGUACAAAGGAGGCUAAAGAGAUCUGGCAUUGGUAAAGAAGAACCUCACUCUUCGAGCGGUAACUGGUCAGCUAGCUCAGAGUCUGGUAGAACAAGCAUAGGUUCAGAAAUAACAACAACAACGGUGCCUCCAAAAAGCACGACUUCUGCAGCAACUUCUAACAAUUCCUUGAACCUCCAUCAUGGUCCCCCUAGCUCUAUCAUAAGCCGACGACGAUUCAUGAAUACUUCUGGAUCAGGAAGUGUUACUAGUGAAGGUACACUUACACCAGAUAUUAUUCACGAUUUGCACGAAGAUUUAGAGACAAGUUCCGAAUUCUCAUGCGACACAGAAGGAUAUUAUACCUCUUUCCAUAUGGAUUCCGGCCUAAAAACUUUAAAGGAAGAAGAAGUAUGUCCUAGUACUCCAAUGCAUACAAGCAAUGCUCUUUCUAAUUCAUCUAAUAGUCAGACAUUAACAGCAGAAAAUGAAUAUGAAUUAUUUGGAAAAGGUUCAACGAGUACGACUACUAGUUCUGCAGGUACUGUUUGUACAGCAUUAAUGGCAGCUGGGAGUGAUCGCUCUCUUGUAAUAGGUCCAACAGUCCCCGAACGUAAAAGUUCACUAACGAAAAUGAUCCGGAGUAGAAGUAACAACAUUCACAGUGCCAACGCUAGUCUAGAUAGGAGUAUGAAUUCGACAUUUUCUAAAUCACCUUUCAGUAGUCUGAAAUUUAAUUCUGUUCAGUCAUAUCCAGAUAAAAAAAUAUAUAAUCACUCAUCACCCGAAAUUAAUGAAGUUUCUCAUUCAACUAUUACUAUAACUAGAAAUGUCGGAAAUCACAGAGAAAUAACUGCAGUUGCAGAGGUUCAUACUGAAACAGAACUAGAAAGUACUAAAAAAAGCACAGGUACAAGUUCGCCGGACUCUGGUCAUAACACUUCUAGUUCACCUAUAGAAGAUUCCGUUUCAAGCGCACAUGGAAAAAAUAGUCUUUCAGAACAAGAUUAUUCAGAAUCAUCUGAUUUAGAAGGAACUGAUAGAAUAGAAAGAAUACGAUACAAAACUACAAUAAAUAGCUCUAGAAUUCCAUCGCUUUGUGUAAUAACUCCUACAAAUUCAGAUGAUGAAAGCGAAGAAAGCAAUAAAGAUACAGACGCUUCUAGAAAACAAGAUAAUGAGGAGGUAAACACCACCUUUAAGAAAAUUUCUAAUAGACCUAAAUUGGACUUACCAUCUGAAGAUAAAAUUAAAGAAAUAAAGAAUUCAAAUGAAACAACAAAAACAAAUAAAGUUCAUACUCAAAUUAAUCUAAAGUCGUCAUUACAACCAUUAAAUAAUUUAAUGUGUAAAUUAAAAGGUGUUCUUCCCCAUAAACUAUCAAAUAAAAAAUCUCCCACUACAAAAGAUCCGUGUAUUAAUGACGAUAUCUAUGACGCUGGUGACUAUGUUACCAUAGCAGAUGUUAGAAAUAAUAAUCAAAAAAUGAGCCUUAAUAGAAGUGUAUAUGGUAAUAAUGACAUUGUUAGGAAAAAUUUACAAGCGGUUCUAUCAGGACGACCGGAGACCGAGUAUGUGUCUUUAAACGAACUUCCCAAUUGCUUAAGUGGCAGUAAAGAUUUCCUAGAGAAUACUUUAGAAGAAAAACCUUCACCAGUGAUAGAGGAGAUACAAAGAAAGGGUGCCAAAGUUACGCUAGACUCUCAAGGGCAAGUUAUUUAUUCAUCAGAUACAUUAAAAAGACGAAAAGGGGCCCAUACAACAUUUGAACCAGGCCCGUUCGUUCAAGAAGUUUGCCCAACUACGACCAUUGUCCAACGAGAAACAGCUGAUGUAGUGAAAGUUACUGAUGAGACUGAUUUCCCUUAUGAACCUCCACUAGCAUCUAGCAAACCUACAUCACCACAACUAGGAAAAAUGAUAAUUAAAGCACCAAUAGAACCAGAUGGUCCUGUUACUACAGAAUUUGUACCUUUACCACCGCCCAAACCUAGUACAAUAAUAACAGCAACACCAUUUACUGAAAUAACAGCAUUAACAAGCCAACCAUCUGUAAGAAAUGAUCGUGAUUUACCGCGAGUGGUAGAAGCUAUUACCAGAACUGGAGCGUAUGUAAAUAUACACGAUGCAGAGGGUGUCAGCUUAUCACCGACGAAAGACGAUUUAGCAGACUAUCGACAUUCCUGUGCUGACAAACCCUAUUUGAAUAUGCCGCAAAAUACACCUCAAGACAAAGUUACUGCAAUCAACCUAAACACACUCAUCCCGACCCAACACCGAUAUAAUACUGCCCAUUUACGUGGAAGACACGGUAUAAUCAACUAUAAUAACAAUCAAUCAAAUGUAACAAAGGAACAACUAAAAUUCUGGACACUUCCGAAAAGAAGCACCAUGGAAUUAAAUGCUCCGCGUCCAAUGACACCAGAACAGAGAAAAUCAGUCUUUAAUACAACAAAACCAGAUACCAGAACUUUAACGCACGGACAACUGGGGAUACCACAUCCACCAAGUGUGAACGACGAAUCUAUUAGAAUUUCGCCUAUUGAUCCUCGAACAUCAGGCUCUUUCAAAUCUUCCACACCAUCCAAUAAGGAAAAUGUCGUUGACCUCGGCGCCAAGUUACUAUCACCCGUAAAGUCAACAAUGACAAAUGAAGAACUUUAUGCUGUUAUACAUAAAAGUAAGAAAAAACUUAAUAUAAAAGAUCAUGUAGAAAGAUCAGAAUCACCAGCUUUGUCUACAGUAAGUUUAUCCCCUGUAAAUUCAGAAACAUCGUUAUAUACUAAAGGUACUCAACGUCAUCCAGAGACAGGUUAUUUAGGAGAUCCACGAAAUAGAAUGAGUUGGUCACCAGCUGAUAAACAGCAAGUGCUGCUAUAUCCCAGUUCCGGUUUUUCAAAACCAGAAACAACAUCAUGCGCUGAUAGGUUUGGUCCAGUACCACAAACAUCAAGACUUGAUUUUAAGAAAUUACUUCUACAACACAGUGUUAAACUAAACACUAUGCAUCCACAAAACAAGGUAAAUAAAUUGUCUGCAGUUGAACAACUCAAACUUUCAAAAGAAAAAGCUCAAAUACCAUUAACACCAACUACAAAUAGAACUCAAAUGAAUAUACUUGACCUCAGCGGUUCACCGAAGACUUAUACUCAUAGAAAAGUUAUAAAAGCUAAUCCCCAGCCCGCAUCGCCUGGUAGAACUAGUGCGUUAAUAAAGGAACAUAAAAAUACUCCUAAAAUCUUACUUUCACCUAAAUCACAGUGGCGAUUUUCAAGUCCCCGGUCGGAUGUUUUAUCUACGCCAAUACCAGAAGCGAAUAAUGAAGACGAAAAUUCUAACAGUUCCGGUGAGAAACACGAUAGGUCUCCAAACAACCCACCAUGUAAAACAGUUCCUAUUGUUACAAACCAACACUUCGGAGCGCGAAGAAAUCUAAUACCAAUAAAUGAAAAUAACUUUGAAACUGAAAACGAUUUUUCGGGAUCUAUUGACCACGGAGUAUUUCCUCUUAGCACCGAUUUUGCAAAAUCUCAUAGUCUAUCAAGAUCGGAAAUAAUGCAAGCAAAGCGAGCUGAAUUCUUCAACACUUCUCCUGAUUCGUCACCUCCUAAAUUUACAUCGUUUAAGAUUUCAACGGCUGGUCCGUCUUCACGAAGUAAGGCCUCUCCGGAAAGAGGCAAAAUCUCACCGACGACAUUGGAAACAGCAUUAUGAUAAUUUGUUAAAUAUGCUGCAUUAAAGCGGUGCUCUUUUUUCUUUUUGUGUGUAAAUAAGGCGACGGUGUGAAUAGAAGCUUUAAUCUAGUCUCUUCUAGCUUGAAGUGCCGUUUUUGAGAGCACAUACUGCAUUUUAUAGCUGCCAGUCUUAUACUACUUAAAUUAAUGAGGUUAAGGACAUCCAGCUCAAAUAAAUAUUCAUUUAAGCUCUGAUGGGGCCAAUUUUGUUUUAUCUAAUACUGUACAACUGGUUAAAAUAGUAAAUAAGUAUUUAUUGAGUAUGUACCUACUAUGUAAGUAGUGUUUUAAACUUUUUCAAAGUUUUUAAGUUAUUCGGAAUACAAUUUUAAUUAAAUGUGUUAAAUAUUA